Molecule: messenger RNA, 3306 nt
Organism: Talpa occidentalis (Iberian mole)
Lineage: Eukaryota; Metazoa; Chordata; Mammalia; Eulipotyphla; Talpidae
Gene: TGFBI
Product: transforming growth factor beta induced
Exons: 17
Coding region: 1221-3161 (646 amino acids)
Biological process (GO): cell adhesion; extracellular matrix organization
Cellular component (GO): extracellular matrix
Molecular function (GO): cell adhesion molecule binding
Source: RefSeq, a predicted model, not a curated record
CAGAUACUCUGCUGAGGAAUGCUGGAGUCACAUCCACAAAAGACUCACUAAAGCUUCGCCAAACGCCUACACAACAUGCCAAGGGAUUCAUCGACAGUAAUUGCUUCCUCCUUGGUUAGAUAGAAUAACCGCGGAGAUUGUACAGUAGUGAACAGCACCUAGGACUGGAGCGUGACCAGUGGGACUCUCCAGGGGUUAUUUGGAGUUUGUUAUAACUUGCGAAUCCCACACAGCAAACAGAGAAGCAGGGUAGCUUCUGAUAGAAUCCUCUGGAGGCUUCCAGAACUUGGUCAGACACAGAAAGAAGGGGACAUGACUGUCAUCGCUGCCGGCCUACGGUUUCCUCUCAGCAUUUUAACUUCCCUUGCCCUCAGGUUCUUAUACCACCUCACUAAUAUUUACUGUGCCUCUUUGAUCCACUCACCUUUGCCUACUGAACCACAAACUGGACAUGUGGUAGAAGAGACAAGACAGGGAAAUAACUGACUGAAAAUUUGAGAGUUAACUGAGUUCCCGUAGUCCAGGUGAUGGGAAGAGAGGCGUAGCUCUCACUGCACCAUCAGUGUCUUCCUGAGUAGUGCCAUCCACAUCAAAUGGUGGCUGUGAUUACAUUUUUAAAGUCCCAGAGGAACUGAUAGUAAGGAAUGAUGCUUGGAGUUCCUGAGUCCAUUGGAAGCCCUCCGGCUCAGCUUUGCUCCCCUCUGACUUGUGCUUCAGCAGAUGAACUACAUGUCCUGCUCCGGGAAGUGACCCUCCCGGCUCACCACUCAACUCAGCGGCCUCCUCUCUCCGGGCAUUCCUGUGGAGCUCCUGCCACCACCUGGCCUGAGCAUGGUUUGGGUCAAGACUUGAUACACUAGAAUAAGAUACAUAAAAUCAAAAUCCUGCUGCUCUGGGAAAGACUUCUCAACAGAACCCCAAGAUGUUUGCACUUAGAUUUUCCACAAUGUUCCUGAGGAUUCUUCUGAGCUGGGUGGUCCUUGAGAAUCCCACACAAUAUUUUCAACCAGUUCAUUCCACCUUGACCCAGUGCUAGGCCCCAUCUCAAACAUACAAAAAAAGAACCAGCCAGAGCAUCUGCCCUAAGUUAUAGGAUUCUGUUGGAUCCCAGCCUGAAAAUAGGUGCUACACCCCACAUCAGAGGAGGGACAGAAGAGUGUAAUCUGGGGCACUGGAGGAUGGCUGUCUGGGAGAAGUGGGAAUCAAGCUGGGCCUAAGUAAUGAACAACUCUGAGUUUAGUGGCCCCAAUGUGUGUGCUGUGCAGAAGCUCAUUGGCACCAACAAGAAGUACUUCACCAACUGUAAGCAGUGGUACCAGAGGAAAAUCUGUGGCAAAUCAACAGUCAUCAGCUAUGAGUGCUGUCCUGGUUAUGAAAAGGUCCCUGGAGAGAAGGGCUGCCCAGCAGCCUUGCCACUGUCAAACCUUUACGACACCCUGGGAGUAGUUGGCUCCACCACCACUCAGCUGUACACGGAUCGCACAGAUAAACUGAGGCCUGAGAUGGAAGGACCCGGCAGCUUCACCAUCUUUGCCCCAAGCAACGAGGCCUGGGCUUCCUUGUCAGCUGAAGUGCUGGACUCCCUGGUAAGCAACGUCAACAUCGAGCUGCUCAAUGCCCUGCGCUACCACAUGGUGGACAGACGGGUCCUGACGGACGACCUGAAGCACAACAUGGCCCUCACCUCCAUGUACCAGAACUCAAACAUCCAGAUCCACCACUAUCCCAAUGGGAUCAUAACCGUCAACUGUGCCCGACUGCUGAAAGCUGACCACCACGCCACCAACGGGGUGGUGCACCUCAUCGAUAAGGUCAUCUCCACCACCACCAACAGUAUCCAGCAGAUCAUCGAGAUCGAGGACAUCUUUGAGACCCUUCGGGCUGCUGUGGCUGCAUCAGGGCUCAACACCCAGCUCGAAGGGGAUGGCCCCUUCACACUCUUGGCCCCCACAAAUGAGGCCUUUGAGAAGAUCCCUGCUGAGACCUUGAACCGGAUUCUGGGUGACCCGGAGGCCCUGCGAGACCUGCUGAACAAUCACAUCCUGAAGACAGCCAUGUGUGCAGAAGCCAUUGUCGCAGGGAUGUCUGUGGAGACCCUGGAGGGCACUACGCUAGAGGUGGGCUGCAGUGGGGAAAAGCUCACCAUCAAUGGGAAGGCCAUCAUCUCCAAUAAAGAUGUCAUGGCCACCAACGGUGUGAUCCACUUAGUUGACGAGCUGCUCAUCCCUGACUCAGCCAAGACGGUAUUUGAGUUGGCCAUGGAGUCUGACGUUUCCACAGCCAUUGACCUUUACAGACAAGCCGGCCUUGGCACUCAUCUCUCCGGAAAUGAGCGGGUGACACUCCUGGCCCCCCUGAAUUCUGUAUUCAAAGAUGGAGCUCCGCCUGUUGAUGCCAAUACCAAGAAUUUGCUUCUGAACCAUGUGAUUAAAGAUCAGCUGGCCUCCAAAUAUCUGUACCAUGGACAGACCCUGGAUACCCUGGGUGGCAAAAAACUUAGAGUUUUUGUUUAUCGCAAUAGCUUGUGCAUCGAGAACAGCUGCAUCGCUGCCCACGACAAGAGGGGGAGGUAUGGGACUCUGUUCACCAUGGACCGGGUGCUGACACCUCCGAUGGGGACCGUCAUGGACAUCCUGAAAGGCGACAGUCGCUUCAGCAUGCUGGUAGCCGCCAUCCAGACUGCAGGGCUGACGGAAACGCUCAACCGGGAAGGGGUCUACACAGUCUUUGCGCCCACUGACGAAGCCUUCCAAGCCAUGGAGCCAGAAGAACGGAACAAACUCUUGGGCAAUGCCAAAGAACUUGCCAAUAUUCUGAAAUACCACAUUGGUGACGAAAUCCUGGUCAGUGGAGGCAUUGGGGCCCUGGUGCGGCUGAAGUCUCUCCAAGGCGACAAGCUGGAAGUCAGCUCAAAAAACAAUGCAGUGUGUGUCAAUAAGGAGCCUGUCGCUGAGGUUGAUAUCAUGGCCACUAAUGGCGUGGUCCAUGCUAUCUCCAGUGUUCUGCAGCCACCAGCCAACAGACCUCAGGAACGAGGGGAUGAACUUGCAGACUCUGCGUUUGAAAUCUUCAAACAGGCAUCAGCAUUUUCCAGGGCUUCCCAGACCUCUGUGAAACUAGCCCCGGUCUAUCAGCGGUUAUUAGAGAGGAUGAAGCACUAGUGCAAGGACCGCAGGAAGAAUACACUUCGGUAGCUCCCGCCAAUUUCUCUCAGUUUGCCAAAGAGACUGAAUGUUUUUGAAACCAAAUAUCACACUUCAAUGUACAUGGGCCACACACUAUAAUGAGAUCUGAGCCUUGGGUGAG